This is a messenger RNA of Colossoma macropomum (tambaqui), 1371 nucleotides long. Its product is annotated as CD209 antigen-like protein E. Bases 175 to 1068 code for a protein of 297 amino acids. The transcript has 5 exons. The record is from RefSeq and is a predicted model, not a curated record. NCBI's taxonomy places the organism in Eukaryota, Metazoa, Chordata, Actinopteri, Characiformes, Serrasalmidae.
UAAGUCUCACUUACUUAUUUAUAUUUCAAGCUCUGUGUCAAAUCUAAUCUGGGUAAAGCCCAAAGUAUGUAUUAGUGCUGUAAUGUCUGGCUUCAUACUUCUUUAAAAUCCUUUUUUAUUUUUGGUUACUUCUACUUUUUCUCAUCUUCUACACUUCUACUGAAUCAUUAUUUCAUGGUGUUCAUUAAUUAUUGGUUACUCUCCCACCUCUGUCUCCUACUAAUUCGAGAGAUGUCUCCGAGUGUUUAUGAAGAUCUGAAGAACUGCUUAGGGAAGCUGAAGAGAGAAGAAAUAGAAGACUUUGUGGUGGUUGUCUAUGAGUGCACCAAUACUGUUAGAGGCCAUGACUCCAACAAAGAGAAGGAGUACGCCAGCACAAGAAAGAACCUUCAAAUUCACCAGCCAGGAGACACUGCAGGGAGCAGAAGCUACAGGCUGGCUGCAGUGUGUCUGGGGCUGCUGUGUGUUCUCCUGCUGACUGCCAUCACAGUGCUGUGGAUCAAGUUCAACAACCUGACUAUACAGAGAGACCAGUUACAGACCAGUAACACCAACCUGACUAUACAGAGAGACCAAUUACAGACCAGCAACACCAACCUGACUAAAGCGAGUGAGCAGUUCCAGAAAGAAAGAGAUAAACUUCAGGAGAGGCUUUGUGAACUGAGGAAAAACACUGAGCAGGCACAGGGGUGUUUCAGAGGCAGUGUCUACUACAUCUCUACUGAGAAGAAGAGCUGGAAUGAGAGCAGAAAGGACUGCAACAGUAAAGGAGCAGACCUGGUGAUCAUAAACAGCAGAGAAGAACAGGAGUUCAUCAGUUCAGUAGUUGGCAACACUGAAGCUUGGAUUGGUCUGACGGACAUCGACACAGAGGGGGUCUGGAAAUGGGUAGACAGCUCAUUACUGACCACUGAGUUCUGGUGGAAGGGGGAACCCAAUGAUUUUGAUAAAAAGGAGGACUGUGCUAUAACUGGCUAUAAAGGUGAUGAAUCUGAACGUGUAUCAACCUGGGCUGAUUAUCCCUGUAGUCACAGUAUAGUUGGACUCUGUGAGAAAAGUUUAAUAUAAUUUUAAUUUCAUCUACAUAACAGAGAACAGUUAAAACUGAUUUAAUUUACAUACACACACACACACACACACACACACAUAUAUAUAUACAUACAUACAUACAUACACACAUAGAUAUAAUGUGUAUAAAGCUGUGCAGUAAUCUGUGUAAACUGCAUGUACAUUUUAUAUGUUCCUCUCUGCAUUAUCAGUAUUUGUAAUAGGACGUGUAUUUAAAUUUAGAGACAAUGUAAAGCAUUCUUUAUUCUCCAGUUGUACUUCUGAAACACACACACACACACACACACACACACACACACACAC